This is a messenger RNA of Aspergillus japonicus CBS 114.51, 2984 nucleotides long. RefSeq names its product putative calcium transporting ATPase (Pmc1) (gene pmcC). Bases 273 to 2984 code for a protein of 903 amino acids. Gene Ontology annotation, cellular component: intracellular membrane-bounded organelle; membrane. Gene Ontology annotation, biological process: intracellular calcium ion homeostasis. Gene Ontology annotation, molecular function: ATP hydrolysis activity; P-type calcium transporter activity; ATP binding. The transcript is spliced from 6 exons. The record is from RefSeq and is a predicted model, not a curated record. NCBI's taxonomy places the organism in Eukaryota, Fungi, Ascomycota, Eurotiomycetes, Eurotiales, Aspergillaceae.
CACUUUCAUACGCAUUGCCAGCAAUUCAAACCUCUUACUCCCCACGCCAUUCUACUCCCCAACAUUCCUCCUUAACGCAGAGAUCAACUUAGGGUUCCCCCCCACCGCCGAUCCGGACCCCGAACCACGGCUCGAGUCCGGGGUACAACAGCACAGCCCCCAAGCCGUCCACAUGGUAUGACGAAAGCGACAGCAGUAUAGUCUGCAUAAAUGCAUCACCAUGAAUCAGUCACGUAUCUAGCACCACCACGAUCCAUCAUCCAUGAAACAAGAUGGCUCCGAACAUAGACAGCAAACCCACCGAAACACCGCUCCCAACCACCCACCGCUUGCCCUCCCCCUCGCCCUCCUCCUCUGACCCCUCCUCCUCCCACCCCUUCGCCUUCACCGCAACCCAACUAACCACUCUCUUCAACCCGAAAUCCUUGGAGACAUUCCUCGAUCUAGGCGGCCUGCUGGGCCUGGAACACGGCCUCCGCACCAACCUAACCACCGGCCUGACCACCACCGAAUCCCUCCUCACCGGAACCAUCACCCUCACGCAAGCCCGUCACCACGCCAUCUCCAAAACCACAAGCACGCAGCCCCUCCUCUCCCAGCCCGCCACGGGAGAUCAUCAAGCCCCCAUCAUCCCCCAGGACCAAUUCCACUCCCGCCACAAAGUCUACGGCCGGAAUGUCCUCCCCGAACCACCCCGCAAAUCCUUCGGCCGGCUCCUCUGGGACGCGUACAACGACAAGAUCAUCCUCCUGCUAACAGUGGCAGCCGUCGUGUCGCUGUCGCUGGGCAUCUACGAGGCCGUCAGCGGGCAGUCGCGCGUGGACUGGAUCGAGGGGGUGGCGGUGUGCGUGGCGAUCGGGAUCGUGGUGACGGCGACGGCGGGGAAUGAUUGGCAGAAGGAGCGGCAGUUUCGGAGAUUGAGUCGGUUGAAAGUCGACCGCGAGGUGCGGGUUAUCCGCUCCGGCCAGCAGAUCAUGGUUCACAUCCACGACCUCACCGUCGGGGAUCUCGUGCACCUCGAGCCGGGGGACUGUGCCCCGGCUGACGGGGUGGUCGUUACCAACUACGGGCUGCGCUGCGAUGAGUCCCUGGCGACUGGGGAGGCGGAUCAGAUUGAGAAGGUGAGUGGGGCGGAGGCGUGGGAGCGGGUGGUGGCCGGAAGGCAGAAAGCGGAUGAGGGCGUGCUGCAGGAGAAGGAAAUUCCGAAACUGGAGGAGGAGAACCUCGACCCGUUUAUUAUCUCAGGCAGCAAGAUCCUGGAAGGGCUGGGGACGUACCUGGUCCUCAGCGUGGGUCCGCACUCCACCCACGGGCGGAUCAUGAUGUCUCUCGGCACGGAGAGUGAUCCGACCCCGUUGCAGGUGAAGUUGAGCCGGUUGGCGAGUUGGAUUGGGUGGUUUGGGCUGGGGGCUGCGCUACUUCUCUUCUUCGUCCUCCUCUUCCGCUUCCUGGCGCAGCUGCCGGAUAACCCGGCGCCGUCGACAGUCAAGGGGCAGAUCUUCAUGGAUAUCCUGAUCGUCACGGUGACGGUCAUUGUGGUGGCUAUACCUGAGGGCCUCCCCCUCGCGGUCACCCUAGCCCUAGCCUUCGCGACAGGUCGGAUGCUGAAGGAACAUAACCUCGUGCGACAGCUGCGCGCCUGCGAGACGAUGGGCAAUGCGACCGUCAUCUGCUCGGAUAAGACGGGCACCCUGACGCAGAACAAGAUGACGGCGGUGGUCGGGUUCUUCGGGGUGUCCGAGUCCUUUGGCCACCUGCCCACCCACACAUCCCCGGCUGCUUGUCCUGUGCAGGUUCCGCAAGCUGUUGCCAGGUUUCCUGCCUCGUUCCGAGACCUGCUGGUGAAAAGCAUCGUCGCCAACUCUACUGCCUUCGAGGAACGAAGGGAGAACGGGACCGAGCUGGUCGGCAACAAGACGGAGAUCGCGCUGCUGCAGUUGGCGCAGGAGCAUCUGGACGUGUCUGAUCUUGCUACCGAGCGCGCUGGGGUAGAUGUGCUACAGGUAUACCCGUUUGAUUCGGCGCGGAAGGCGAUGGCGUUGGUGUAUCGCGUGCGCCCGGAUACGUAUCGGGUGCUGGUCAAAGGGGCGGCGGAGGUGGUCUUGCGCGCGUGCAGAACAGUUGUCCUUGCUGAUGGUUGCGUGGUGGAUGAGGUGUCAGUUGGCCCGUUCGCUGACAGCGACGUGGAUGUGAUUGAGCAAAGCAUCAAUACCUAUGCCUCGGCCGCUCUGCGCACUAUCGGACUGGCGUAUCGCGACCUCCCGGCUGGGGUUGCCGGGGGCAGUAAAGGCGGCGAGAAGGGUCUUCCCCGCUUCGAGGAGAUAUUCACCGACAUGACCUGGAUUGGGUUGUUUGGGAUUCACGACCCCUUGAGGCCGGAAGUGACGGAGGCGAUUCGACAGUGUCAUUCGGCCGGGGUGAAGGUGAAGAUGGUCACCGGCGAUAACAUCAACACCGCAUUAUCUAUCGCCGCCGCAUGCGGCAUCAAGACCGACGAUGGCAUCGCCAUAGAAGCGCCAGAGCUCCGAAAGCUAAGCGACGAGGAACUCGACGCGAUUCUCCCGCGUCUCCAGGUCCUGGCCCGCUCCUCCCCAAGUGACAAGCAACUCUUGGUGCAACACCUGAAGAAGCUCGGCGAGAUCGUCGCCGUAACCGGGGACGGGACGAACGACGGACCAGCCCUCAAGUCAGCAGAUGUGGGCUUCUCGAUGGGCCUGAGCGGGACGGAAGUGGCACGCGAAGCCAGUUCGAUCAUCCUUCUCGACGACAACUUCCGAUCAAUCGUCACAGCCAUAGCAUGGGGACGUUGCGUCAACGACGCGGUGGCCAAGUUCCUGCAGUUCCAAAUCACCGUCAACAUCACCGCGGUCUGCCUGACAGUGGUCACAGCCAUCUACAACAGCUCCAACGAAAGCGUCUUCAAAGCCGUGCAACUUCUCUGGCUGAACCUGAUCAUGGACACCUUCGCUGCGCUUGCACUGUAA